GCUAAGCCCUGGAGCUCUGGAGCCACAUUGGGGGGACUGAAGGCAUCGCCGUCCGCAAGUCCCCAACCUCACCGGGGUUUCUGUUUUAUUUCUUCCUGGGCACAAAAGCGGGGAGGCCGACAUCCACCGGGUCUCCCCAUGCCCCCUUCGCCACCCUCGUCCCCUUGGCCUCAGCUCCACAAGGAUCUCCUUUCUGCCAUUCCAAUGCAAGUGGCCUGUUUCGCUCAAGUUUAAACAAGACUCCAGACCAUCAAGAUGGAUUACAGCUCUUACAGUGGGGUGCCAAGGUUCUUGACCAGGCCAAAGGCCUUUGCGGUGUCCAUGGGGAAAGAUGCCACCUUGAGCUGCCAGAUCAUGGGAAAUCCCAUCCCGAUGGUGAGCUGGGAGAAGGACAAGUUUCCCAUCCAGACCGGAGGGAGAUUUAAGAUGGUGGAAGACGGGGAUCUGUAUCGUUUGACCAUUUAUGACUUGAACUUGGAGGACAGUGGCCAGUACAUCUGCAGGGCCAAGAACACCAUCGGGGAGGCCUUUGCCGCAGUCAGCAUCAAGGUUGGGGAGCAGACGACGGUGACGGAACAGGCGCCGUACUUCAUCCAGAAGCCAACCUCCAUCCGAGUGAUCAUGGGAGAAGACGCCAUGUUCAAGUGCAUUGUCCAGGGUAGUCCUCCUCUUUCUGUGAACUGGGAGAAGGAUGGGAGGAACUUGGGUGGCAGGUCGGAAUCCAACCGCAUCCAGAUUCAAUCCCAGGGCGAGAAAAACGCCCUCAAGAUCCAAAGCACUCGGUUGGACGACACCGGGACGUACACUUGCCGUGCUGCAAACCCUCUCGGAGCCACCAGUGCCGCAGCUUCAUUGGUGGUUGAUACAGCAGAUUCUUACAGCCCGGGCGGCACCCGGCAUGCCAUAGACGUGGGCAACAGCAAGACGUCCCCGUUGCUGACCCACUUGCAAAAAAGACGGGAGGAAAUCCGGAAGACGGACUUUUCCAGCACCGACUCCAUCAUCUCCUCAGCUUACUCCUCCACUGAAGGACGGUCCAAACUGGGCCUGAACCUCUCCCUUGACUAUGAGAGGGCGGCCAGCUUGACUGCCAAAGGCCUCCGGGGUGACGGAGGGUCGUAUUAUGGGGUGACCACGCGGACCUUCACCGUCACGGAGGGAAAACACGCCAAGAUGAGCUGUUACGUGACGGGAGAACCCAAGCCGGAGAUCGUUUGGAAGAAGGAUGGCGAAGUCAUCCUGGAAGGUCGAAGGCACAUCAUCUAUGAAGACGAACAGGAGAACUUUGUGCUGAAGAUCCUCUUCUGCAAGCAGGUGGACAAUGGUCUCUACACCUGUACGGCUUCCAACUUGGCUGGGCAGACAUACAGCUCUGUUCUGGUCACAGUCAAGGAACCAAGAAUCCCAUUCAAGACAAAGCUACGAGAUCUGGAAGUGCGGGAGAAGGAGUCGGCGAUCUUCCAGUGCGAGGUUCCUGCUGCCACCACCGAAACCACCUGGUUCAAAGAGGAGACGAAACUUCAGCAGAGCAACAAGUACAACAUCGAAGAAGAAGGGACGCAUCGGAAGCUCACGGUUCAAAACGUUACCAUGGAUGAUGACGCCGUCUACAUUUGUGAAAUGAAAGAAGGGAGCAGGACCAUUGCAGAACUUAGUGUCCAAGGGAAUAUUAUCAAGAAGCUUCCAAGGAAGACUGCAGUCAGUGUGAACGACACGGCCAUAUUCUGCGUGGAGCUAGAAAACAAGUGCCAGAAGUCCCGGUGGCUGAAGGAUAAGGAAGAACUCAAGUCCAAUAGCAGGAUUUCUUUCACCGCAUCCAAGAAGGAGCACAGCAUGAUCAUCCGAGAUUGCAAAAUGGAAGACGCCGGAGAGAUCGUGUUUGUGGCCGACGACUGCCGAACAUCCACCCAGUUUACAGUUUCUGCCCCAAAGAAGCCUCCAUCUCAUCCUCCUCUGGACCCGGUGGUGAAAAAUAAAACAGAAACCUCAGUGACGUUGGCCUGGUCCCCUCCGAAGAUGGAGCGGCCCAUCCCCAUUGACGGAUACCUGGUGGAACGCAAGAAAAUGACCGGGUUCACCUGGCUGAAAUGCCACGACUCUCCAAUUCCCGAAACCGAGUUCACCCUGAGCAACCCUCCUGAAGAGGCGGAUUACUUCUUCCGAGUGUCAGCGGUGAACAGCUAUGGGCAGAGCGACUCCCUUGAAUUCCCAGGAACGCUGCAUCUUGAACCAGUGUUGGCCGUGAGAAGUCCGUUGAGAAACGCAGAAGUGAACCCGGGCCGGGAUGCGACUUUUACUGUUGACCUCACUAACACUUGCUCUGGAUCGUGGUUUAUUAACGGCAAUCCGGUUCAGAAUAGUGACAAGUACAUCAUUACAAGAACCAAAACCACGCACAGCCUCAUUGUCAAGCGAGUCACAAGCGCCUUCAAAGAGGCCGAGGUGAAAUUCGUCACCAAUAACAACAUUGAAAGCACGGCUAAGAUAAAGCUGAAAGAUGAAGUGGCCAACUUUGCCAAUGACUCAGUCCCUGGGAUUUCUGUCAAACUCUCGGAGAAGUUUGAGCUGGUCUGCGAGGUCUCCUCCAUCACGGAGGGCGUCAUCUGGAAGAAAGGCAAGAAAGACAUUAAGCCGGACCAGAGAGUCACCUUCGCCGCUGAAGGAUUGCAGCGGAAGCUCGUUGUCAAAAGCGCAGUGAAGCAAGACGAAGGGAUCUACUCCUGCGAAACAAUGAGCGACAAAUUAACAUUCCAAGUUGAAGUCAAAGAGCCUGAAGACGUGUUUGCCAACAAGGAGAAGGUACAGAAAGAGGUCAAGGUGGUUCUGUCUGAGAACGCGUGCCUUUCCUGUGAAAUGUCCCAGGCCGACACAGAACUUCGGUGGUACAAGGAUGGGAGACAGAUCAGGUCCAGCCAGAAGUUCAAGAUCGAAUCCGAAGGCAAAUCCCGGAGGCUGAUUGUACAGCAAGUGGAGAGAAAGGAUGCAGGAGAAUACACCUGCGAAGCCGCUGGCCAGCCGUUGACUUUUACCCUCAUUGCAACAAGUCCGAAAGUCGUCGAGGCCGAGGAGAUGUUCGUCAACAAAGAGAAGAUACAGAAGGAGGUCAAGACUUCCCUCUCGGAGAAUGCGACUCUCAGCUGCGAAGUCUCCCAGACCAAGACAGAAGUCAAGUGGUUCAAGGAGGGAAAGCUCAUCACCUCCAGCAAGAAGUUCAAGGUAGAAACCGAAGGCAGAUCCCGGCAGCUGAUUGUCCAACAGGUAGAGAAGAAGGAUGCUGGGGAAUACACCUGUGAAGCCGCAGGACAGAAACUAACCUUCAAAGUCAUGGUAGAAGAACCUGAGGACGUGUUUGUCAACAAAGAGAAAGUACAGAAAGAGGUCAAGGCUGUCUCUUCAAAGGAUGCUAUCCUCAGCUGUGAGGUUUCCCAGGCCAAGUCAGAAGUGAAGUGGUUCAAGGAUGGGAAACCCCUCACCCCUGGAAAGAAGCUCAAAAUAGAAGAUGAAGGCAAAUCCCGGCGGCUGAUUGUACAAGCAACGGACAAAAAAGACGCGGGCGAAUACACCUGUGAAGUUGGCAACCAGAAACUGACCUUCAAGGUCACUGUAGCAGAUGCAGAAGUGGAGGAGAUCUUUGCCAACAAGGAGAAGGUCAUCAAAGAAGUCAAGGCAACCCUUUCAGAAAACACCUCCUUCAGCUGUGAGGUGGCUCAGGACAAAACAGAUGUGAAAUGGUUUAAGGAUGGGAAGGUGAUCACUGCCAGCAACAAAUUCAAGAUGGAAACUGAAGGUAAAAAUCGGAAGCUGGUGGUACAGCAGGUGGAGAAGAAGGAUGCAGGAGAAUAUACCUGUGAAGCUGGUGGACAGAAACAGGCCUUCAAACUCACUGUAUCAGAAGCCGAGGAUGCGUUCGUCAACAAGGAGAAGGUCCAGAAAGAGGUCAAGGUUGUCACCUCAAAGGAAGCCACACUGAGUUGUGAAGUAGCCCAAGCUAAGACGGAAGUGAAGUGGUUCAAGGAUGGGAAACUCAUCACAUCUAGCAAGAAACACAAGGUGGAAGCUGAAGGCAAAUCUCGGAGGUUGAUUGUACAAGCAACAGAUAAAAAAGAUGUUGGAGAAUAUACCUGCGAAGCUGGCAGCCAGAAACUAAUAUUCAAGGUCACGGUAGCUGAUGAAAAAGUUGCAGAAGUUGAGGAAAUAUUUGCCAACAAAGAGAAGAUACAGAAAGAGAUAAAGGCUGCGUCUUCAGAAAACGCUACUCUCAGCUGUGAAGUGGCCCAGGCCAAAGCAGAAGUGAAGUGGUUCAAGGAUGGGAAACUCAUCACCGCCAGCAAGAAAUUCAAGGUAGAGUCUGAAGGCAAAUCCCGGCGACUGAUUGUCCAACAGGUAGAGAAGAAGGAUGCUGGGGAAUACACCUGUGAAGCUGCAGGACAGAAACUGGCCUUCAAAGUCAUCAUUACAGAAGCUGAGGAGGUGUUUACCCACAAAGAGAUGGUCCAAAAAGAGAUCCAGGCUGUCUUUUCAAAGGAUGUCACCUUCAGCUGCGAAGUGGCCCAGGCCAAGACGGAAGUCAAGUGGUUCAAAGAUGGGAAGCUCAUCACUUCUAGCAAGAAACACAAGGUAGAGGCUGAAGGCAAAUCCCGGCGGUUGAUUGUACAAGCAGCAGAGAAAAAGGAUGUGGGCGAGUACACCUGUGAAGCUGGCAACCAGAAACUGACUUUCAAACUUAAUGUCACAGAGCCUGUAGAGAUCUUUGCUAAUAAGGAGAAGGUGCAGAAAGAGGUCAAAGCUCUUGUGAAAGAGGAGACCGUUUUGUCCUGUGAGGUGGCCAACUCUGAUACGGAAGUGAAGUGGUACAAAGACGGGAAGCUCCUCAGCUCCAACAAAAAAGUCAAGAUGGAGUCCAAGGGCACCUCUCGAAAACUGGUCCUGGAACAAGUAGAGAAGAAGGAUGCUGGGGCCUACACUUGUGAAGCUGCCGGGCAGAAGCUGACCUUCAAGGUUGAAGCAGUUGAACCUGAGGCUAAAUUCCAAAGAAAACCUGCCCUGGAAGAAAAAAUUGUUGUCCAGGAACAAAAAAGUGUGGUCCUGUCAACUUCUGUGGUGCCUGAUAAUGUCGAGGUCAAAUGGUUCAAGGAUGGGAUUGAAAUCAAGGACAACAAGAAGUACGAGAUGAAAAAAGACGGAGCCUCCCGGACCCUGACUGUGAAGCAGGCUGAUGUCAAGGAUAUUGGUGUUUACACCUGCGAGACCAAGAGUGACAAGCAGCAGUUCCAAGUUCAGGUCCAAGAAGUCCCAGUCAAAUUUGCCAAGAAGCUAGAGCCAGUUAAAGCGGAGAUUGGCGGGAGCUUGACUCUGAGCUGUGAGCUCAGCCAGACGAAGGGCGACGUUGUCUGGCGCAAGGAUGGAGUGGAGCUCAAAGCGGACAAGCGUUGCCAGAUGCGUGAGAUCGGCGAAAAGCGUGUUUUGACCAUUGCAGGGCUCCGGGCAGAAGAUAAAGGAAGCUACUGCUGCGAAACCAAAGAUGAUAAGUGCAGCAUUCAGGUCACCCCCAUAGUGCCCAGAGUGGUGAAGUUUGUCAAAGGCCUCCACAAUAUAGUCGGUGAAGAAGGCAAGGAAGCCUUCUUCAAAUGUGUUGUUUCCCCCAAUGAUGCAGCCGUCACAUGGAGCUGCAAUGGAAACAAAAUUGAAGCCAGCAAGAAAUACAACAUUUUCCAGAAGGACUCAAACCACAGCCUCACUAUCACUGACCUGAGCCUGGAAGAUUCUGGCGAAAUCACGGCAGAUGCAGAAGGGGUGCAGAGCAAGGCCAACCUCAAGGUUGAAGAAGCCCCAGCCUUGUUCGUGAAAAAACUGGAAGCCAAAACGGUGGAGGAGAAGGAGACAGUGACGCUAGAAGUAGAGCUCUCAAAAGCCACCACGGAGGUGAAGUGGGUGAAGAAUGGCAGUCUGCUCCAUUCAGAUGCCAACAUGGAGAUCAAGGCCGAGGGGACAAAGCACAGCCUCGUGAUCAAGAGUGCUGCCUGCGGGGACCGUGGUUUUUAUGCCUGUGAGACCCUCCAUGACAAGACCCAGGCAAAACUAACUGUGGAAAUGAGGCCCAUCAAGGUGGUGAAGGGCUUGCAACCCAUGGAUGUCCACGAAAAAGAAGCCGUCACUUUUGAGGUGGAGUUGUCCCAUGAAAAUGUGGAAGGGACCUGGAUGAAGGACGGCUUGAGGCUGAAGCCCAAGGAGAACUGCCUCAUUAGCGCCAAAGGGAAGAAGCAUUCGCUGACCCUCUCCAAACUGGCCAUGGAGGAUUCGGGUCUCAUCGCCUUCAAGGCGGAAGGGGUUCACACCACAGGAAGACUUAACGUCAAAGAAAGUCCAGUGAAAAUAAUCAAACCCCUGGUAGAUCUCAAAGCUCAGCACAAGGAUGAAGUCACCUUUGAGUGUGAACUGUCCAGGGCUAAUGCAGAAGUGAAGUGGCGUAAGGAUGGAGUUGAGCUGAGGCCAAAUAAAAGAAUCGUAAUGGGGGCCCGGGGGACAAAGAGAAGCCUCACCAUUCACAAAUGUGAAUACGAAGACCGAGGGAAAUAUAUGUGCGAUGCCGAUGAUGACAAGAGCAUUGCUGACUUGGAGAUCCAAGCCCGAGACAUCAAGAUCGUGAAGCCACUUGAAGACUUGGAAGUGAGCGAGAAAGAGAGUGCGUCAUUCCUUUGUGAGAUUUCACACGAUGAGGUGGAAACACAGUGGUUCAGCAACGAACACAAAAUCCGGGCAGGGGACAACAUCAAGCUGCGUCAAGAUGGAAAGAGCUACCAGCUUGUCUACAGAAGUGUGGAAGUGGAGGACUCUGCGGAGAUCAAAUUUGUUGCCGAAACAGCAGAAUCCCGAGCAAAACUUAAAGUGAAAGAACUGCCCGUAAGGUUUGUGAAACCCCUCCGGGUGAGAAUCGCUAUUGAGAAGCACCGGGGCUUUCUGGAGUGCCAAGUAUCUCGGGCCAACGCUGAGGUCAAAUGGUACAAGGAUAACAAGGAGAUCCAUCCGGGCCAGAAGUACGAGAUGGUGAGCGACGGGGUCUACAGGAAGCUCCUCAUCAACGAGGCGGAGUUUGAAGAUGAGGGCAUCUAUACCUGUGAUGCCAUCGACGAGAAGAGCAGUGCUCAGUUCUACGUGGAAGAGCAAUCCAUUAAUAUUGUGAAGGAGCUGAAAGACGUUGAGGUGAUUGAGCCGGCAGAAGCCAGGUUUGAGUGUGAAAUCUCCAUUCAGUCGGUGAAGCCCCCCAAGUGGUCCUUACGCGGGGAGGUCCUCCAAGCCAGCAAGGACAUUUUGAUAGAGCAAGAAGGGAAGAUCCAUCGCCUGAUCUUGAGGAAAACUGACGUGGACAUGACCGGCACCAUCCAGCUUGCCAUUGGCAAAUCCAAGUCCUCAGCCAACCUGGUUGUGAAAGAUCUCCAAGUGACCAUUACCCGGCAGCUGGAAGACAAAGUGGUGAUGGAAACCCACUCGGUGGUCCUCUCUUGUGACUUCAAGCCUUCCCCAAAGACGGUGGAGUGGUACAGAGACCAUACCCUCAUCGAGGCCUCCGAGAGGUUCAAGAUCAAGAGGGAGAAAUACUCGGCGGAGCUCAAAAUCCUGAAGCUGAAUGUCGGCGAUUCCGGUGUCUACAAAUGCAAAGCUGGAAGCACGGAAACCAAAGCUACGCUGACCGUUUUAGAGCGCAAGGUGGAGAUCACCAAACAUCUGCAGGACGUGGAGACUGAGGAGGAGAGCUGUGCGGCCUUCUCCUGCGAACUGUCUGAAGACAGUGAUGAUGUGGAAUGGUUCCUCAACGACACACAUCUCUUCCCCAACAACUUCAAUGAGAUCAAGAGCCUGGGCAAGGUUCACAGCCUGACACUAAAACAUGUCAUGCCAGAAGACUCCGGGAUGGUGACCAUCAAGGUGAACAAGAAGGUCACAGAGAGCGCACGGCUCAAGGUGAAAGAGAAGCCUGCUGUCUUCAUGAAAUCCUUGGAUGAUGUGGUUGGAGAAGAGCGGGGCACCAUCACCCUGGAAUGUGAGGUCUCCAAGACAAAGGUCAAACCCAUCUGGAAGAAGGAAGGCCUGGAGCUCACACCGGGAGAAAAAUACGAGAUGCUCCAGGCGGGGAAGACGUUGGGUCUCGUCAUCCAUGACCUCAGCAAGAGUGACGCCGGCCUCUAUACCUGUGACCUCGGCACAGAAGUUGCCAAGUCUAAGGUCAACAUCCAAGAGCUGAACGUUGGCAUCACGAAACGCUUAAAGAACACCGAAGUGCUGGAAGGAGAGAGCUGCACCUUUGAAUGUGUCCUCUCCCACGAGAGCGUGGAGGAUUGUCAUUGGCUGCUCAAUGGGACUGAAGUGGGCCACGAAGGACGAUUUAGGGCCUUCAACAAAGGAAGGAAGUACACCCUCAAUAUCAAAAAAGCCCUGCCUUCUGACGCUGGAGAAGUGGUUUUCUCUGGCCGGGACCUGAACUCGAAGGCCUUGCUGGUUGUGAAAGAAAAGCCAGCGGAAUUUACCAAGAAGCUGGAAGACAAGACCACGGUGGUGGGGCAGGAGGUGAGCCUGAGCUGCGACAUGUCCAAGUGGGACAGCAACGUCAAGUGGUGCAAGGAGGGGAAGGAGAUCCGGAGAAGCCAGAAGUACGACAUCCGGCAGGAGGGGACCCGGGCCAUCUUGAUCAUCCACGAUGCCUCGGUCAAGGACAGUGGGGAAUACACCUGCGAGACAGAAAUCUCCAAAACCAAAGCAAGGCUUACUGUGGAAGAGGCAGGGAAUUGCUUCAUCAAAGAUCUUUCAGACCUGAAGAUAGAAGAAAAUAAGAAAGCCGUUUUUACCUGUGAAACUAAGAAGCCAGCUUCGACUGUGACAUGGAGGAAAGGGAUCACGGAUCUCAAAGCGAGCAAGAAAUGUGAGAUUAGCCAGAAGGGGAAUGUGCUGCAACUCACGGUGAACGACUUGGUGGAAAGUGACAGCGACAUCUACACUUGCGACAUUGGCGACACGCAGUCAAGUGCGAAGCUGGUUGUACAAGCCCUGCCGGUUCUUAUUCAGCAAGAACUGCAAAACAGGGAAGCCAAGGAAGGAAGCAAAGUCCGCUUGAGCUGUGAGCUGAACAAGCCUGACCUGCCAGUUCAGUGGAUGAAAGGCAGCGAAGUCCUGCAAGCCAGCGAUAAGUAUGAACUCAAGCAACGGGGCAGCGUGGCAGAGCUGGUCAUCCGUGAUGCAAAGGCGGCAGAUGCCGGCGAAUAUACAUGUGCUGUUGGAGAGGUCAAGACAUCUGCUCGCGUGGAAGUGAUGGCUGCACCAGUCAUUUUUAAAGAAGAGCUUAGAGAUACGGAAAAAGAAGAGGGGGAGGUUGUAGCUUUGCGUUGUGUCCUGGCCACACCGGAUGUCCCCGUGUCCUGGAAGAAAGGAGCCACUGUCCUUCGGGCCAGUGAGAAGUAUGAGAUGAAGAAGGAAGGCUGUGUUGCUGAACUGAUCAUUCAUGACGUGGAGACAGAAGAUGCCGGGAGAUAUUCUUGUGACACCGGAGAACAGCAGAGCACAGCUCAGGUCAAAGUCCAUGCGACACCUGUCCGUUUCAAAGAAGCCCUGAAGAACACAGAAGCCACGCAAGGCGGAGUAGUGACUCUGCGUUGUGAGCUCAACAAACCUGCUCCGGUUGAGUGGAGGAAAGGGCAGAAAGGCUUGAGGCCCAGCAGCAAAUACAGAAUGAAGAAAGAAGGACCUGUUGUGGAAUUGAUUGUCCAUGAUCUGGACCUGAAGGAUGCCGGAGAUUAUUCAUGUACUGUUGGAGACCAAAAGACAACAGCUGUCUUAACAGUGAAUGCCUUGCCAGCCCAGUUCAAAACACAACUCAAGAACGAGGAAGCCACCGAGAGUGGAACAGCCACUCUGCAAUGUGAGCUGACUAAGGCAGUCGACUCCAUCGAGUGGAUGAAGGAGCAGAAGGUGCUGGAGCCCAGCGACAAGUACAGAAUGAGGCUCGAAGGCCGCUUUGCUGAGCUUACCAUCCAAGACCUGGAACCGGCGGAUGCUGGGAGCUACACUUGUGUGUGCGGAGACCUGAAAACCACCGCUACUUUGAAAGUCAAUGCACUGCCUGUGUUUUUCCAAGAAGAACUAAAAAGCAGUGAAGUUGCGGAGGGCGAGACGGUGACAUUUCACUGCAGGCUGAGCAAAGCCUCUCCUGUGGAGUGGCAGAAGGGGCCAAAGGCACUCAAAGCAGGAGGAAGAUACAAAAUCAGGCAGGAUGGGCCCAAUGCUGAGCUGGUGAUCCACGACUUGGUUGUGGCAGAUGCUGGAGACUACUCUUGCAAAUGUGGAAACCAGAAGACUACUGCUAACUUGACAGUGAAUGUCCUUCCUGUGCUUUUCACCAAACCCUUGAAGGACCAAGAAGCGACCGAAGGGAAAGACGUCACUCUGCAGUGUGAGCUGAACAAAGCCUCUUCCGCCGUGGAAUGGAAGAAAGGCCACAAGACCCUGAAGCCGGGCUCCAAGUACAAAAUGAGGCAGGACGGUGCUGUGGCCGAACUGGUCAUCCAAGGCCUGGACGUCACUGAUUCUGGGAGUUACAGCUGUGUUUGUGGAGGGGAGCAGACCACCGCAUCUUUAGAAGUCAAGGCCCUUCCUGUGCUCUUCAAAGAAGGACUGAAGAACAGGGAAGCGGUGGAAGGCACCACGGCCACCUUGCAUUGUGAGAUGACCCGAGCGGGAGCUGAAGUGGAGUGGAGGAAGGGGACCCAGGCCCUCAAGCCCAGCAACAAAUACCGGAUGAGGCAGGAAGGAGCGGCGGCCGAAUUGCUGAUCCGAGACCUGCAGGCGGAGGACACGGGAGAGUUUGCCUGCCUCUGCGGAGACCAGAAGACAACCGCCGUCUUGACCGUUCAUGCCGUACCCGCACAUUUCCAAGAAGAGCUCAAAAGCAAAGAAGCGACCGAAGGGGAGACGGCCGUUCUCCGCUGCGAACUCAACAAGGUUUCCUCGGUGGAGUGGAGGAAGGCCGGGCAGCCGCUCAAGACGGAUGACAGACACAAGAUCAAGCAGAAGGAUCGCGUGGCUGAGCUGGCCAUCCACAAUGUCACCGAGCAGGAUGCCGGAGACUAUUCCUGCAUUUGCGGUGAUCAGAAGACGUCUGCGUCUCUGACGGUGCAUGCUCUGCCUCCACGAUUCAAAACAGAGCUGAGGAACCUGGAAGCUGCAGAAGGUGGGACGGCAACUUUGCAUUGUGAACUGACCAAAGUGGCCGCUCCCGUGGAGUGGAAGAAGGGCAGCGAGGUGCUCCAGCCAAGUGCCAAAUACGAAAUGAAGCUGGAAGGAGUUGUUGCUGAGCUUGUCGUUCAUGAUCUGGAACUGACUGAUGGUGGAGAGUACAGUUGCAUGUUCGGUGGCCAGAAGACCUCUGCUUCCUUGAAAGUCAAUGCCCUCCCUGCCCAGUUCAAGAAAGGCCUGGAGAACCAAGAAGCCCUGGAAGAUAGGACAGCCACUUUCCAGUGUGAACUGACAAAACCAUCUCCCGUGGAGUGGAAGAAGAAGCAUAAGUUACUCAAACCGAGUGACAAAUACAAGAUGAGGCAGGAAGGCAUCCUCUCAGAGCUUGUGAUCUCCAGCCUGGAACCGAAAGAUGCCGGAGACUAUUGCUGUGUUUGUGGGGAUCAGAAGACUUCUGCUGCUCUGACAGUGCAUGCCGUACCUGCAUUUUUCAAAGAAGAAUUAAAAAGUACUGAGGCCACAGAAGGGGAGACGGCUACCAUGCGUUGCAAACUCAGCAAAGAGUCCACAGUGCAAUGGAAGAAAGGGGACCAAUCUCUGAAACCUAAUGAAAAAUACAUCAUGAGACAGAAGGACACCGUGGUGGAACUAGUGAUCCAGAACCUAGAAGAGGAGGACGCUGGAGAUUAUGCUUGCGUUUGUGGCAACGAACAAACAGCAGCUGCUUUAGCCGUACAUGUUCUGCCGGCCAGUUUUGAAGAACAUCUAAAGAGUGAGGAAGUGAUGGAAAGUGGAGUUGCUAUCCUGAGCUGCAAAUUGACUAAGGCCGCUCCAGUAGAGUGGAUGAAGGGGCCGCAUUUGCUCAGGAAAAGCGAGAAAUACCAAAUGAGGCAGGAGGGCAGCUUUGUUAAGCUGGUGAUCCAGGAUAUGAAAUUGGAAGAUGCUGCUGAAUACACUUGCCUCUGUGGAGAUGAGAAGACAACAUCUUUCUUGACAGUUCAUGCUUUGCCAGCACGCUUCAAAUGCAACCUGAAGAACAUGGAUGCCACAGAAGGUGGUGUAGCCACACUCUGUUGUGAGUUGACUCGGGUUGCACUAGUACAAUGGAAGAAGGAGCAUCAAGUGCUCCAAGCAGGUGAAAAAUACGUCAUGAAACAAGAUGGCACCAGUGUUGAGCUGGUGAUCCACCAACUCAAUCUUCAGGAUACUGGAAGCUACACCUGUACAUGUGGAGAUGAACAAACCACAGCUUCUUUGAGAGUCAAUGCCCUCCCACCACAGUUCAAAACGGACCUGAAGGACAAGGAAGCCACGGAAAACGGAUCGGCCACGCUGCACUGUGAACUCACCAAGGAUGCUCCGGUGGAGUGGAGGAAGGAGGAAAAAAAGAUAGAAGAAAGCAGCAAAUACCAUAUGAGACAAGAAGGCAACAGUGUAGAAUUGACGAUCCGUGAAUUAGACAUUCAGGAUGCUGGGCGUUACAGCUGUGUUUGUGGAGAGAAGAAAACCACCGCCGUUCUAACCGUUCAUGCCCUGAAGCCUGAAUUCAAGCAACCGCUGAAGAACGAAAAAGCAGAAGAAGGAGGCACAGCCAAGUUCCGAUGCGACUUAACCGUCCUAAAGGCCCCGGUAGAGUGGAAGAAAGACGGCGUGGCCCUUCAUCCUGGCCACAAAUACGAAAUGAGGCAAGAAGGGACCAGAUGUGAGCUGCUUAUUUGUGACGUGGAGCCCAAAGACCGUGGAGAGUAUUCUUGCAUUACAGGAGACCAGACCACCUCGGCAACAUUAACCGUGAAGGAGUUGGACAUCACCAUCACCAAAGGCCUGAAGAACGUUGAGGUGUUUGAGGACGAAGAUGUGGCCUUUGAGUGCAAGGUCUCUCACGACAACGCGAGGGACGUGGAGUGGAAGCUUCAGGAGGCCUCUCUCCAGAGCAAUGAAAUGAACGAGAUCUCAGUUGAGAAAGGCAGGAUCCAUACGCUGAGGCUGAAGAAGGUCACCCAACAAGAUUCCGGCACUGUCACUUUCCGGGUUGGACCAUACACCUCCACUGCCCAGCUCACGGUGAAAGCUGCGCUUCCUGUAUUUAAAGAGCAGCUGACGAACAAAGAGCUGCAAGAGGAUAGCACGGCCACUCUGAAAUGUGAAGUCUCCCAGCCUGAUGUCUCAGUGACAUGGAAGAAGGGUUCCCAAGUGAUUUCCCCAAGCUCUAAGUAUGACCUCAAGCAGGAAGGAACAAUUCAUACUUUAAAGAUUUACAAUGUUAAACCAGAAGACUCUGGCAAAUACGUCUGUGAUAUCGGAAACCAGAAGACCACAGCAACCAUAACUGUUGAAGCCCUCCCAGCCCUUUUUGAAGCUCAUCUUGAAAACCAGGAGAUCGAAGAAGGCUCCACCGCUACCCUCCGGGCUGUCCUGUCUAAACCCGAUGUCCCUGUGAAGUGGAGCAAAGGAUCCAUCAAGCUGCGGCAGAGCACCAAGUAUGAGAUGAAGCAAAAGGGCUCCACAGUUGAGCUUCUCAUUCAUGAUGCACAACCUGAGGACUCCGGGGACUACACUUGUGACUCAGGUGACCAUCAGACCACAGCAUCGGUGGUCAUCAAAGCUUUGCCGGUGCUUUUUGUUAAGUUUCUGGAGAACCAGGAGGCAGAGGAAGGGGCCUCCGUUACUUUGCGUUGUGAGAUCUCUAAACCGGACGCGACGGUACAAUGGAAAAAGGAAGGCUCGCUCCUCCGUUCCAGUGAUAAGUACAGGAUGAAGCAAGCAGGCGCCGUGGUGGAGCUGACCAUCUCUAAGCUGGAUGUUGCUGAUGCUGGGGAAUAUACCUGCAUCACGCCGGACCACAAGACAGCUGCGGUUCUGCUGGUGAAAGAGCCUCCAGUGACCAUUGUGGAGGCAUUGAAGGACAUCACCUUGUAUGAAGACGAGGACGCAGUGUUUCAGUGCAAAGUCUCCCAGGAAAAGGCGAAGGACGUGGAGUGGACUUUGGCCGGCGCGCCUCUCCAGUCCAACGAAAUGAAUGAGAUUGCGGUGCAAGGGAAGGUCCAUUCGCUCACCCUCCGGAAGGUGGCCCUCGAAGACUCCGGUGCCGUGAGUUUCCGAGUGGGACAGAACUCUUCCGAGGCUCGGCUGACGGUGCAGCCUGCACCAGUAGUCUUUAUAAAGCAACUGGAUAAUAUGGAAGUAGAUGAGAACGGCACGGCCAUCUUCCGCUGUGACCUCUCCAAACUUGGCAUCCGCCCGGAAUGGAAGAAGGAUGCAACCGCCAUCCAGCCCAGCCAGAAGUUUGACAUCAAGGUCGAAGGAACUAAACACACCUUGACCAUUCGCAAUGUGGCCCCUGAAGACGGAGGGGAGUACAGCUGCAGCACAGUGGACAGGAAGACCUCGGCCAGGCUCAAGGUUAAAGCGCUCCCUGUGCUUUUCAAGCGUGGCCUCCAGAACAAGGAGGCGGAGGCCGGGAACACGGUGUCGCUGCGCUGUGAGCUCUCAAAGGCCAUGGCUCCCGUGGCCUGGAAGAAGGGGAAGGUGGCCCUUCAGCCCAGCGACAAGUAUGAGAUCCGGCAAGAAGGAACCUUUGCAGAGCUCCUCAUCUACGACCUGGAAGCGCAAGACGGAGGGGACUACACCUGCGACUCCGGGGACCAGCAGACAACUGCUACCUUGAAGGUUAAAGUCCUGCCAGUGCUCUUUACCAAAGAACUGCAGAACGUGGAAUCUGAAGCCGGUGGAAAAGCCACCUUGCACUGUGAGACCUCCAGACCCGAUGCUCCCAUUGAAUGGAGGAAAGGAUCCGUAGUCCUUCAGCCCGGUGCCAAGCAUGAGAUGCGCCAGAGAGGCACCACCGUUGAGCUGAUCAUUCAUGAUUUGGAGCCUGAGGAUUGUGGGUCCUACACCUGCAGCACUGGAGAUGAGCAGUCCACAUGCUCCGUCUAUGUACAAGAAGAAGAGGAAUUGCAGAUAGUUUCUGCUUUAAAGAACACGGACGUCUUUGCGGGGGAAUCAGCCACCUUGACCUGCGUGCUCUCGCGCCCCAGCGUGCAAAGCGCACAGUGGUGGCUGGACGGGUCUCCCCUCCAGAACAGCCCCCUGAACGAAAUUUCUGUCCAGGAUGGAAAAAUUCACACGCUGACACUGAAGGAUCUGGGGCCUAACGAUUCUGGGAUAGUGACCUUCCGAGCUGGCCCCCUCAAAUCCUCCGCUAAAUUAUUAAUCAAAGAUCCAACCAUUGAGGUGGUCGGCCCCAUGAAGGACCUUACUGUCGACGAGGAUGGCACGGCCGAAUUCAUUUGCCAAUACUCCCGGCCGGUGGAGGCCAAGUGGAUGAAGAACGACCAGGAGAUCCAUGCCGAUGGCCGGCGGAUAACCAUUGAGCAGGACUGGAAUGUGGCCAAGCUUACAAUCCAGCCAGCUCUUCCCACGGACACUGGCAUCUAUUCUUGCGAAGCCGGAGGCACCAAAGUGGUGGCCAUGCUCGAUGUCCAAGCCAAGAACACCAUCAUCCAAGGCCUGGAGAAUGUUGAUGCCAUGGAAGGCGGUGAAGCUCUGUUCGAAUGCUACCUUUCCAAGCCGGAAUGCUACAACUACAACUGGCUGAUCGACGACGAACCAGCCAAAACCUCUGAGAACACUGAGAUGGUUUAUUUCGAAAACGGUCUCCGCCAUCUCCUUCUCUUGAAGAACCUAACUCUGCAAGACAGCUGCAGGGUGACUUUCCAAGCCAGCGAUGUGGUGACGUCGGCCUUCCUGACCGUGAAAGGAUGGCGUCUCGAAUUCUUGCAGCCGUUGACAGACACCACGGUCACUGCUGGGGACCAAGCGGUCUUCACUUGUGUUUUAAGUGAAGCAGUGCCAGUCCAUGAAGUUGCUUGGUACAUUAAUGAUGUGGAUAUCCAACCAGAUGAAACCUGGGCGAUCCAGGCAGAAGGAAAUACGUAUACGCUCAUACUCAAGACAGCCCAACCACAUCAUUCUGGAGAAGUAACCUUUGCUGCGAGGGACGCCAUUGCAUCUGCCAAGAUAUCCAUCAUAGCCCUCCCUGACCCUCCUGAGGAGCCGGAGAUCUUAAGUAAGACCAGCCACUCGGUCACCUUGUCCUGGUUCAAGCCGCUCAACAAUGGGGGCAGUGACAUCCUCGGCUACCAGGUUGAAAGGAAAAGCCCAGGCAGUGACUGGCAGCCAUGCCACACCGGAGUCAUCCCCAGCACAGAGUUUGUGGCGGACGGUCUCACAGCGGGACAGACCUACAGAUUCCGCAUUUCCGCUGUGAGCAAAGCGGGUGCUGGCAAGCCAGUGCAUUUGCCUCAAAGUGUGCAGCUAGUUCCAGAGGCAAUUUCCAUCACUCGGCCAUUGGUGGACAAGUCUGCCAUGGAAGGGGAGAAGACCCGCCUAGAGUGCGAAUUAUCCAGCGAAGCCCAAGAUGUAGCUUGGUUCAAGGGAAAAGAACCGGUCCAGCCAGGAGGGAGAUACGAAAUCAUCUCGGAGGGCAGAAAACAAAGUCUUGUCAUUCAUAAUUUCAAACCUGAAGAUCAAGGGUCCUAUACCUGCAUGGCUUCUCCAGAUGUCAAAACAUCUGCCAGUCUUUCUGCAGAAGUGUCGAUAUUGAAAGCAGUCACCGAGGAAACACCAAAACCUGCAGCUUUGGGAGAAGCGGAAGAUGAGCAGACGCAGCCCAGCUUACCACCUGAAGCUGCUCAAGAAGGUGACCUUCACCUCCUCUGGGAAGCUUUGGCCAAGAAGCGUCGAAUGAGCCGGGAGCCAACCUUGGACUCAAUCAGCGAACUGCCAGAAGAAGAUGACAAACUUCAGAAACGGAAGAAGGAGGAAGCUGAGAUGGGACAGUACUACUCUGAAGACUAUUCCACAUGCGAUGAAUCAGCUAAAGCAGGAGAAGCCGAUUUCUCUCUCACUAGUUCAGAUGAUGAGUCCAGAUCUGGGACACCUUCCCUGAUCACAUAUCUCAAAAAGGCGGGCACAACUGGUGCUAGUAUCACUACCAAAGUCCAGACCAUUUCUACUGAGAAAAUCUAUAAGCAGUGGGAGAAAACAGGCACCGAGGCACCUCCUCAGGCUAAGCCAACUGAACCAGAAGCUAUGGAAGGAGAUCUGGAUGAUCCUUCCAUGGCUCAGGCAGCUGUGAAAAUCCAAGCUGCUUUCAAAGGGUAUAAAGUGAGGAAGGAGAUCAAGCAGCAAGAAUGUCCAGUGUUUGUAGAGACCUUCAAAGACUUCUUUGGUGAACCAGGGGGGAACCUACAUUUUGAAUGUGUGGCCCAAAGCAAGACUGAUAUGAAAGUCCGCUGGCUGAAAGAUGGCAGUGAAAUCUUUGAUGGGCGCCAUUACCACAUUGACAUUUACAGUGAUGGGACCUUUUCCUUGAUCAUCACUGGCCUGGAAAUGGACGAUAUGGGCAAAUACACGUGUGAAGUCUCCAACAAGUUUGGCAGUGUCUCCCACAGUGCCAAGGUGACAGUGAAGCCCCCUCCCCAAGUGCCUGUCCGCAAGCACAAGCCUGCCAAAAAGCUUCCCGAGAGUGAGACAGAGAGCUCCUCCGGCAGUGAGUUGGACGAUGCCUUCCGCAAGGCAGGGAGGAGGCUUCAUAAGCUGUUCAAAUCCAAAAUCUCCACAGAGAUCUCAGACGUGGAGGAGGAACUCUUUGUCAGUGCUGACGAGGGAGAGAUAGAGGUGGUUGACCACCAAACCUACCGUGAAGAUGAAAGAUACAUCUACAUCAAGUUUGAAGUUAUGUUUGAGGCCAAAACAGCUGCAAACCGGUUUAGAGAGAUGUUUGCUGCUAUGGGCAUCCCUGUUGAGAUUGACAUCUUGGAUCAAGGCCCCAAGAAGAUAGAGCUGCGUAUUGGGAAGGCCACCCCACCUGCGCCAGGGCAACUCAAGAGCCUGGUGAAACGGCCACCCCCUCCUUUGCUAACAUCUGAUACUGCUCCUGUUUUCAUAACUGAACUUCAAAACCAAGAGGUGCAAGAUGGUUAUCCGGUCAGUUUUGACUGUGUUGUUAUUGGCAAACCGAUCCCCACUGUCCGGUGGUUCAAGGAUGGGAGAGUCAUUGAAGAGGAUGACCACUACAUGAUUAAUGAAGAUCAAGAAGGCUGUCACCAGCUGAUCAUCACAGCUGUCGUUCCACUUGACAUGGGCGUCUACCGGUGCCUGGCCGAAAACAGCAUGGGUGUCUCUUCAACAAAAGCUGAGCUACGAGUGGACUUAACCAGCACAGAUUAUGAUACAGCAGCAACAGAGACCUCAUCCUAUUACAGUGCCAAAGGGUACCUCUCCAGCCGAGAACAAGAAGGAGUGGAAUCCAUGACGGAAGAGGAACAGUUGCCACAAAUCCUGGAUGAACUUCAUGACAUCCAUGUAGCUCCUGGAGCUCUCUUUGCCAAAUUCCACCUGAAGGUUAAAGGUUACCCAGAACCUCGGCUCUACUGGUUCAAAGACGGCCAGCCAUUGCAUGUGUCGCAACGACUGCUGAAGACCGACAAGAGGGAGUUUCAUUCUCUUGAAAUUCUUAACGUCACAAAGGAGGAUGCUGGUGAAUACUCUGUAUUUAUUAGCAACUCGGCUGGUUCUGCUUACUCAGCCGCCAGAUUGGUUGUCAAAGAGCCUUAUGAGGAAGAAGAGACAAGAAAAGACAUUGAGCAGCUGGUACCUCCACGAUUCCUUGAAAGAUUUACCAACAAAAAAGUGAAGACAGGGGUCAGCAUUACCCUUUCUGUGAAAGUUGAAGGAAGCCCACCGCCCUCAGUGACGUGGUUGAAGGAAGAGUCUGAUGGAGAAGACAUCCUCUGGAUCAAGCCGGACACUCCAGGCUACAAACUGGCCAGUUCCAACAUGCACCACAGCCUUAUCUUGCUGGAUGUGAAAAAGGGAUACAACGGGAACUACACCUGCAUUGCCUCCAACCAGGCCGGCCAGUCGAUCUGCAGUGCAACGCUAGAAGUUGUAGAUGUGAAGGAAGCUGAAUCCCUGACCCAGGAGCGUGUGAUGGUGACCGAAGCUAUAAUGACGUCGCUUGGAUAUGAAGACAAGGACAGAAAGGAACGCGGGGUUGGGAUUUCAGUUCAAACAUCUGAAGCCCAAAAAGGAGAUGGAGAAGCUGCUCGGAGCCAUAUUUCACUUACGGAAGUUGGCACGGAGGAGUUCCUCCAGAAGCUGACCUCACAGAUCACAGAAAUGGUCUCUGCAAAGAUAAGUCAAGCCACACUUCGAGUGCCUGGAGCCGACAGCGAUGAUGAAUCCAAAACUCCAUCUCCAUCCCCACGACAUGGCAGGUCCAGGCCUUCAUCCACUGCUCAGGAGUCUUCCUCUGAGUCGGAUGAAGGGGAUGCCAGGGGAGAGAUCUUUGACAUCUACAUGGUCACGGCUGACUAUCUGCCCAUGGGAGCUGACCGUGAAACCAUCACGCUGAAGGAAGGGCAAUAUGUGGAGGUCCUGGAUUCUGCUCAUCCUCUGAAAUGGCUGGUGAGGACCAAACCCACCAAGUCCAGCCCAUCAAGACAAGGCUGGGUUUCUCCGGCCUAUCUGGACAAGAGGCUGAAGUUGUCUACAGAAUGGGGUGUUGCAGAGAUCCCUGAGUUCCCUGGUGAAUCUGUUUCAGAGGAUGAAUAUAAAAAGAAACUGAGCCCCAUCAUUCAGGAUUUGCUGAACUCCGAGGAGGAGUUUGUGAAGGACCUGCAGUUCCUCCAGACUCACCACAUCCAAUACACCGAGACCUGCCCCAACAUCCCUGCCGCAGUUUCCAGCCAGAAGCUCAUUAUCUUCAGAAAUGUCACUGACUUGACACACUUCCAUUCCAGCACUUUCUUCCCAGAGCUCCAGAAAUGCGACACGGAUGAUGACGUGGCAAUGUGUUUUAUCAAGAAUGAAGGGGAAUUUGACAAAUACAUCCAGUAUUUGGUGGGCCGUGUACAGGCAGAGUCAAUUGUGGUCAGUAAAGCAGUCCAAGACUUCUAUAAGCGCUACACAGAGGGGACAUUAUCCAGUGAGGAUCCUUCCCAGCCACCUAUUUUACCUCUGCAACACUAUCUAGAGAGACCGAUCAACAGGAUCCAGAAGUAUCAAACAGUUAUCAAGGAGCUCAUCCGAAACAAAGCAAGGAAUAGCCAGAACUGUGCGCUGCUGGAGCAGGCAUAUGCGAUUGUGUCCGCACUUACGAGACGAGCAGAAAACAACCUCCAUGUGUCUCUGAUUGAGAACUAUCCAGGAACCUUAGAAAUCUUAGGGGAGCCCAUCCGACAGGGACAAUUCAUUGUAUGGGAAGGGGCCCCUGGAGCCCGAAUGGCAUGGAAGGGCCACAAGCGCCACGUCUUCCUCUUUAAGAAUUACCUCCUGGUGUGCAAACCCAAACGAGACACCAAGACGGACACUUACAGUUACAUCUUCAAGAACAUGAUGAAGCUAACAAAUAUAGAUGUGAAUGAUCUGGUGGAAGGGGAUGACCGGGCGUUUGAGAUCUGGCAUGAGCGGGAAGACGCCGUCCGCAAGUAUCUAUUCCAAGCCAGAACGGUCAUCAUCAAGAAUUCCUGGGUGAAGGAAAUCUGUGGGAUCCAGCAGCGCAUCAGCCUCCCCGUUUGGGAUCCACCAGAUUUUGAGGAGGAACUGGCUGACUGUACAGCUGAGGUUGGAGAAACGGUCAAGUUGGCCUGCCGGGUUACUGGAACACCCAAGCCAACAGUUACAUGGUAUAAAGAUGGUAAGCCUGUGGAGGUGGAUCCCCAUCACAUCAUCAUUGAAGAUCUCGAUGGCUCCUGCACUUUGAUCCUUGACAACCUCACAGGCAUUGAUUCGGGGCAAUACAUGUGCUAUGCUUCUAGCCCAGCUGGCAGUGCCAGCACCUUAGGGAAGAUCCUUGUUCAAGUCCCUCCCAGAUUUGUCAACAAGGUCAAACAUGCCUACUAUGCUGAUGGCGAAGAUGCACAGUUUACUUGCACCAUUGAAGGAGCACCGUAUCCACAGAUCAGGUGGUAUAAAGAUGGAAGCCCAUUGACCGACCCAAAUAAACACCAGAGUUUCAGUGAGCCACGGAGUGGCGUGAUCGUUCUGGUGAUCAAAAAUGCCUGUAAAGAUGACAUGGGAGUCUAUGAAUGUGAGCUGGUGAACAGGUUAGGGACAGCAAAGAGUGGCGCCCAGCUCUACCAUCAGAGUGCGGCAGCAUUGGCCCAGGAGAGGAGACCAGAUCAAACCAUUACAAUUGAAGCCCAAAAGCAGGAACCUACUGCUGAAACGACAGACAAGGGUGAAAAAAGUCAAGUCCUUGCUCAAAAAGACACAAUUGUCCAGGAUGAUGGGAUUUGUGAAGCGACCACUCCCAUUGCAAGAACUCCCCAAACAAUGGAUGGAGCAGAAGAGCGCAGUGGUGAUGAAGUGGAUAUCCUGGAGAGAGAGAGACAAUUUUAUAUGGAGACCAUUGAGAAAACAUGCGUCCCCAAAAUGGCAGAGGAAGUUGCAGCAAGCCCACCGUACAUGCAAGUGACGAUUGAGGAUGAACAAGUUCGUUGCGGGGAGAUGGCAAAGUUUCAUGCCAUAAUUGAAGGAGAUCCAAUAGUUUUGUGGUUCAAGGGCAUUUCAUUAUUGAUAGACAGUGAAAGGAUUCGUCAGUUCAAUGAAGGCACCAGAUACUCCUUGAUUCUUUACAACACCAGGCCAGAAGACGGGGGUGUCUAUACUCUCAUUGCCAAAAAUUCAGCAGGGGAGGUCUUAUGCAAAGCGGAACUGGUGGUUCAAGAAGACAAGAAAAGUCAAGAAGCAAAGAAAGAAAGUACAAGAAGAAAGCUUCAUGCCUUUUAUGAGGUCAAGCAGGAAAUAGGAAGGGGUUCCUUUGGCUUUAUCAAGAGGGUUGUCCACAAAGAAAACCGAGUGCCGUGUGCAGCCAAGUUUAUACCCCUGCGAAGCAAAAGAAGGGAACAGGCUUAUCGGGAGAGGGACAUUCUGGCCUCCCUGUCCCACGAGAGGAUCAUUCAGCUUCUGGAUCAGUUUGAAACACGGAAGACUUUAAUCCUUAUUUUGGAGCUCUGCUCCAGUGAAGAGCUUCUGGAAAGAUUGUUCAAGAAGAAUGUGGUGACGGAAGCAGAGGUGAAGAUAUAUAUCAAACAACUUUUGGAAGGGAUUGGCUAUCUCCAUGAAAAUCAAGUACUUCACUUGGAUAUUAAGCCCUCAAACAUCUUGAUGGUUUAUGAUGAUCGGGAUGACAUUAAGCUCUGUGAUUUUGGCUUUGCUCAGAAGAUCAACCCGGCUGAGCUUCAGUACAGCAAAUAUGGGUCUCCGGAGUUCGUCUCACCAGAAAUUCUCUCCCAGUCACCAGUGUCAAAAGCUUCUGAUAUCUGGCCUAUUGGAGUAAUUAGUUACUUAAGCUUGACAUGCAAGUCUCCAUUUGCUGGGGAAAAUGACAGAGCCACCCUCUUAAACAUUCAGAGUGGAAACAUUCCUUGGGAUAGUCCCGAUGUGGUUCAUCUGAGCAAAGAAGCCAAAGACUUUAUCAGAAAGAUAUUACAACCUUCUCCAGAGGCAAGACCUAGUGCAAUGGAGUGUCUUUCCCAUGCGUGGUUUCAGCACAACCUUCCACUUGAAGAAUCUCAUUUUAUCGAAACAAAGCAACUCAAAUUUUUCGUAUCUCGAAGCAAAUGGCAGCGUUCCCUUAUGAGUUACAAAUCUGUCCUGGUAAUGAGACCCAUCCCAGACAUUUUGGAGAAAACCCAUCAAAACACUUCUCUGGGCAUCUCCAGACACUUGGUGGAAGAUAGCAGUUCCUCUAGUACCAGUGGGUCAUCUUCCGACAAUGAAAUUGCAGUCUCACCGGGAAAAAGACACUUUGGUCCCACACCAGAACUUCACCUUUCUGUGUUUGAGGAAGCAAAUUUUCCAGAAUAUCAUCAGCCUUCAGAAACCUCACUGCCACUAGUCAAAGGUGGAGACCAAAUGCCAAGUCCAAUGGAGGUAUCUGAUUCUUCUCCAACUGGUUUGUUACUUCCAGAAGAAGGCAAACGAGAAGGAGCUGAAGCAGGACGGUCUCCGGGAUGUAUCCCUAGGCACAGUGUCAUAAAAAGUACUUUCUACAGCCAGCCAUCUGAAAGUCUUGCAAAUGUUCCCCCAUCACCAGGCAAAGAGCACAGAAAACAUUUAGAAAGAGCCAAAAGAUCAUAUAGGAAAGCAGGAUAUUCAAAAUCAGCUUUAAGUGGGUUGCGUGAACCUUUGCUAGAGCAGUUUGGAGAAGAAGGAGUUGAAGAGAUAUCUGGUGAUGAGGAAACUGAAAGGUCCAGGGAAGGGGGACCUCUGAUGAUCAAAUCAGCUUCUUUUGAUACAGCUCAAAAAUCACCACGAGUUGCCUUCCCAGUUACCAGCAGAAGUCGUUCUUUGGAUGAUUACCGAAUCAGAGCUGCAAGUUUUGCUGAGGAACAAUACAUCGAGGAAGAAGAAAGUGACCCAAUUCCCCAGGGUAGUCCCAUGGUGGUAUCUCAUCAGAGACAUGCUUCUGAAGGUGGCUUAAGAAAGACUUCUGCAGAAGAAGACAUAACAAAAACUAAAAAGGAUUAUCCCAAGGAGCAGCCACAACUUGGCAUGAAACAGAGCUCAGUUUUGAGCGCACAACAGCAAAAAGCAUCAAUUGCAACACAACUCCCUGGAAAAGGAGAGGGAUUACUUCAAGAAGCAAAGUUGCCUUCAUCCAUACAGAUGGAAAAGCCUGUUUCAGGAGGCGAAGGCCUAAUGCAUCAAGAAGAUAUAACCUCAGGGUUAGUCCACAAGCAGGAAGGUAAGGCCAAGCAGUUACUUCAGACACCUAAGGCUUCCAUUCCAAAACGAGAAAGCAAUGAUGGACAGUCUCUCCCAAUGGUCUCCCAUGACAGCAAAACGGGGAGAUACCUUCCUGAAGAGACAAAACUGACACCACAUAAGGAAGAAGGAGUUCCCCAAAAUAUAAGGCCUUCUCUUCUAAAGCCUUUGGAUAUUCAAGGGAAACAUCAAGUUGGGCUUCCUUCUGAUCAGGGCAAGAUGCAACAAGUCACUAUGGCAAAGGGCAAGAUCCUGAAAGUCCCAGAGACUGUGCAGGUGGUUGAAAGCCAUUCAGUACUAGACCAGAAGUCUUCAGUUUCCAUCAAAAUGAUACCUGGCAUGCCUGUCUCACAAGCAGAAGUGUCUGCUUCAUCAAUGCCUGGAAGGAAAGAACCUUCGGCUGUUGCAAAAUCAACAGUGUUAGAAGGGAAAGUCCCAGCUAGUUCUCAAGCAAAGUCUGCUCCAGGUUCUAUCUCAGAGAGCAAAAGCCAGAAACUGUUAUACCAAGCACCUGCCAUGCCCAGUAAGAUAAAAUUACCUGAUAUAAAAGGUCAGGUCCCUUUCGGUAUAGAGACAGUGCCUGUUCACAUAUCUGGGGAAGAAAGCCAACCAAUUUCACAGCAGAAACCUGCUAUUUACAGUGGGGUGGUUUCUGGUGUCCUCCAAAGUAUACCUUCAUUUUCUCAAGGUGCUUUCCAAGCCCCAAUCUCCUCUGUAGGAAUGGCUCAUGAAGAAAAGAGCUCAUCUGCAAAGCCUUCCAUUUACAGAGAAGCAAUUCCUGUUCCUAGUGAAGUUAGAAGUCUCCUUCAAGAAGGAGAAAGCAUCUAUAGAUUGAUGCCAAGGGGCCAAGGGGCAUCAGCUUCAGGCUUCUCUCAUGAAGGUCCAUCUCAGAAACACUCGGUUUACAGUGACAGAGAAGCUGAAACUCUGGACUAUCUAGUAGAUGAAAUGGUUUGCUUGUCAGAAGAGAUGACUGCUUUGGCAGAGUCAGUUUCUGAACAAGAAGGAUUUGAGAGGCAUGUCUCUCCUUCAAGAGGCAUGAGGCACAUCUCUCCACCAAGGGAGAUGUUCUUCCAAGGCUCUCCUGGGCAACAUGGAAGAGGAACAGCCAGGUAUCUUGUGCGCCGAGGGAAAAGAGAAGGGGGCAUUGGAUUAGCAGAUCCCUCAGAAGUAGACAUUGUUUAUCCUGGAGAAGAAGAUCUUUUCAUGACCAAAAAAGCAAGGAUGUCUCCCUCUUAUGUAGGCCAUGCCUUGGAUUAUGGAGGUGCAGAAAUGCCGAUGGACUCUCAGCUUGCUAGUUCUGAUUUUUGGGACAAAUUCUAUUAUGCAGGCAGUCAAGGAAGCGGCCAGAUGUACAACCGGAUGUAUGAGAUUGCUUUGGUGCAGAUCCAGGAUCUCUCAGAAGAUAUGCCCCAUCCCGACAGCAAGACAGGGAAGUUUGACAUCUAUGAGGUGGAGCCUGCUUUCCUCAAUCUCUAUGAACUCUAUGACAUUGUCUACUUCCCAUUUGAGUUCCUCAGCUUUAGGAAAUCCCCUGAGAAGUUACCCAGGAAAAGGCGUUUCCCUUUGGGAAGGCUACAACCUGGGAUACAAGCUCAUGUGCAUCAAGAGAAAAAAAUAUGUGUCAGGGAAGACAACCUUCAAGGAGAAGCUACAAUAAGGGAAGUGUACAAAGAUGAAGAGAAAACGGCAUCUACCCCUGAGUUGGAGACAGUAUCAAAACAAACUCAAGCACACAUGAUAGGGAAAAGGUCUGAUUCAGAAGGAGAUAUCCCCAUUGAGUCCCAACAGAUUUAUGUCCUCUCAGAAGAUCCAACAGGGAAGAGAAGGAGCUCUCUCCAGAGCAGAUUGGGACGCUUCAAACCUUUUGUCAGGUCUCAAUCCAUGGAACUGGUAGAGCAAAGCCUGAAGAAAAAGAUGAAAGCCUCAGUUGCCCACCUUUCCAGAAUGUUGACAAGAAAAUCCUCUUCUGAUGAGGAAAGUAGGGCAGACUCCGAAGAGCGGAAGAGCGAGGGACAGGAGCGGGUGUCCUUGCCAGAGUCUCCUGGAAGUGCAAAGAGGAGGCUCGCUUUCCCUUCAUUCACUCUGCCAAGCCUCAAGAUGAAGGAGAAAGCUCCAUCUUUUGUGGAAGAGCUUACUGACCAGACCAUUUCCUUGGGUCAGUCUUUAACACUCUCUUGCCGGACAUCAUCCCGUUCGUCUCCUCGUACUGAGUGGUUCAAAGAUGGAGCAGCCCUUCGCAGCACGGACCGGAUCCUAAUCUCAUCUACGCUCAAACAUUACCAGCUUUUAACUAUAUUAGCAGCUACAAGAGAAGAUUUCGGCACUUACACCUGUGUGGCCACCAACUCCCAGGGCACCAUUUCUACCUCCUGUGUAAUAAGGAGAGCAGAGGCACCUUCCAACCCACCAGCUCCUGAUAUUGUUGAUGUCCUUGAAGAUGGAGUGCAGCUGGCUUGGGAGCCGGUGGACAUGAAAACCUCAGUGACCUACUCUGUUUUGUGCAAAAAGGAUGAUGGAGAGUGGAAGACUUUGGCCAGCGACAUCUCAGACUGCUGCUAUACCGUCGAACAUCUCCCCGAGGGCUUGGUCUACUCCUUCCGGAUUGCCUGCGUCACCAAAGCCGGCGUGGGUCCCUACAGCAACCCAACGGCCAAAGUGAAAAUUGGCGAAAGGGAUCAAGAAGCAUUCCAGGCUCAAGAGGCAGCGGACGACAAAAUGACUGCUCCAGCUCAGCCAACCCACCAGACCUAUGCCUUCCAGACAGAGAUUAAAAGAGGCCGCUUCAGCAUUACCAAACAGUGCCGAGAAAAGCUCAGCGGGAACCCCUUGGCUGCCAAAAUCAUCCCUUACAGGCAAGAAAACAAGGAGGCUGUGCUCAUGGAGUAUCACAUUCUGCGGAAACUUCACCACACCAACAUCGGGCAGUUGCAAGGGGCUUAUGUGAGCCCAAGGCACUUGGUGCUGAUCAUGGAGCUCUGCGUUGGGCCCGAACUCCUGAAUGCCUUGGCUGGAAGGUCAUCCUAUUCAGAGGUGGAAGUCAGAGACUAUCUCUGGCAGAUUCUCAGUGCAGUCGAGUAUCUCCAUGCUCAGAAUAUCCUGCACUUGGACCUAAGGUCUGAAAAUAUGAUUAUCACUGAGCCGAAUCUGCUUAAAAUCCUCGACUUUGGCAAUGCCCAGUUCUACACACCAGACCGAGUCAUUACCUUGGAUGGGUGUACCGACUAUGUGGAAACUAUGGCUUCAGAACUUCUCUCAGACAAAGGAGCUGUCCCUCAAACCGACAUCUGGUCUGUUGGUGUUACAGCUUUUAUCAUGUUAAGUGCCGAGUACCCCAUCCAUUCUGAGGCUGCCUGCGACUUUGGGAGACUCGUCAAACGAGAGAAAGUCAAGCUGAACAAAUGCUAUGCUGGCCUUUCUGGAGGUGCGGUCUCAUUCCUCCAAAGCACACUUUCCUCUAAUCCAUGGAGGCGGCCAACAGCAUCUGAAUGCCUCCAGUCUCCGUGGCUGCAAGAGACAGGCCUGGAUGAGAGGCAGCAGGCCACAGUGUCUUUCUCCACUACCAAGCUGAGGAAUUUUAUGGCUGAACGGGAAAGAAAAAGAGCUCUGCUAUGCUCAAAGUACGGUGUCAUGGCUGUGUAGUAAAGGAUGGGCAAACUUGAAUUCAAAGACAAGGCUAUAUUCAUUUGGAAUAUCAGUAUGCAAAGGGAUGUUGUAGAAUUUUGGAGACUAACUGAGAGAAAGAAGUUGUAACGUAAGCGUAGUCCACGUUCCCAGAUGCAUGGAGACCAUCUUGAUAACUCUCAGGCUCCUGUUUAUCCUCCCUUUACAAAUGCCCACUCAAAAGAUUUGAUACCUGCUGUUUAAUAAUUCUUGAUUGUUUUUUUCAUGUCAAGAGCGACUUGAGAAACUGCAAGUUGCUUCUGGUGUGAGAGAGUUGGCCGUCUGCAAGAACGUUGUCCAGGGGACGCCUGGAUGUUUUGAUGUUUUUACCAUCCUUGUGGGAGGCUUCUCUCAUAUCCCUGCAUGGGGAGCUGGAGCUGAUAGAGGGAACUCAUCCAUGCUCUCCCCAGGUUGGAUUCAAACUGGCAACUUUCAGGUCAACAAUCCAACCUUCAAGUCAGCACUCCUGCUGGCACAAGGGUUUAACCUGCUGCACCAUAAUGCUCCCUUUUUUGAUACUGCAAUGGGCAAGCUCUUCUAACCCAAGUUAGCACCUUGCUUGCCUCUUUAGAUAGGUCCAGUUGCAAUAGCCACUGUAUCUUGAUUAAGGGGUAGAUGUCACUUCAUAGUUCCUGGACUCGUCUAUUUUAUUCUGCAAUGCUUUCUUUCUGAAAUUAUCAUAAUAGACAACUGUUAGAUUGACACAAUAAGUCAGCAAGAGACAAAGCGCCCCAACGUAUUGGCAUAGUUAGGUGUGCCACUAAUGGUAAGCUUGGUUUCUUCUUAAUGGAGAUUCUGUGAUAAGGUUUUCUUGGCUGAGUAAACUUUUCAAACCCAAACUAUCUAAAAAUGCCCUUUCUGCCAUUGGUACUGACUCACUGUUGUCUAGAUAUACAAGAAAGAUGCAUCUUCACAUGCAGUGGAGUCUCUGUCCUUCUGCAAAGUUGUCCAUUAGGUCUAAGAAAGUAUAUGAGAAUCAUGCAUUGCUUUGUGAUCCCAUGGCUGGAGAUUCAAAAGCAUCAUUUCCAUAUGAUGAAGAGAUUUGUCCAUGUAGGAGAAUCUUUCAUAGUCUUACGUAAUAGUGUUUGUUGUUGCGGUGUGCCUUCAAGUCCUUUCCAACUUAUAGCAACCCUAAGGCGAACCUCGCAGGGUGUGUUCUUGGCAAGAUAGGCUCAGAAGGAGUUUGCAUUUGCCUUCCUCUGUGGCCGAGAGAGUGUGACUUAUCCAAUGAGUUUCCAAGCCUGAGUAAGGACUCCAACCCUGGUCUACAGAGUCAUAGUCCAACACUCAAAGCACUACACUAAACCGGUCUCCUCCUUGUGUAUUUGGGUUUCAUUCUGCUUUAAAACACAUGUAAUCUGAUAGGACAGGAUGCUGAUGUGUAUUGGUGUGCAGCUCAACAAUAUCUAGAGAGAUUCAACUCUGGUUUGAAGGAAGUUUAUCUGGACUGGAAAAGAAAGAUUGUUGAGCUUGGAUUUUGACUGUCUGGAUAAAUAAGAAAUUUAGUUUUUUUACCAGACAUAUUCACAACAAAGUAACUACCUGGAUUUAACAGACGGCACUCUAAAAGAUGCCAUUUUUUAAAAAAGUUUGAGGUUUUAUUGGAAAUAUGGAGAGAGAAACCAUAAGAGGGAAUGUUAUUUAUUUAAAUGUAAAGUUUUGCUUUGAAUUAUCCUGCUAGUACUAGCAAAAGUUUCCCAUAAUGCAGAAUUGUUUGCCUGAUUUCUGUUGCUAGUCCUGUCAAAAGUGGAUCCAUUGACUCAAUGCUAUUUAUCUAAGGCCCUUUCCACACAGCUGUAGAAAAUCCACAUUGAACAGAUUAUAUGGCAGUGUGGACUCAGAUAACCCAGUUCAAAGCAGAUAUUGGGGUUGUCGGCCUUGAUAUUCUGGGAUUCAUGGCUGUAUGGAAGGGCCCUAAGUAAAUCGAAUGGGCCUAAACUAGUUGAGUUUUUUUUCUGUGUCAGGAGCGACUUGAGAAACUGCAAGUCCCUUCGGUGUGAGAGAAUUGGCUGUCUGUAAAGAUAUUGUCCAGAGGACACCCAGAUGUUUGAUGUUUUGCCAUCCUUGUGGGAGACUACUCUUAUGUCCCCGCAUGGGGGGCUGGAGCUGACAGAGGGAGCUCACCCACUCUACCUGGAUUCGAACCCCCAAUCUGUCAGUCAGCAGUCCUGCCAGCACAAGGAUUUAACCCAUUGCACCACUGGUGGCUCCUAGUUGAGAUUAACAAACACGAUUCUAACCAUUAUUUUGAUUUUAAUGUUAGCCUCAAGCCUGUUAGUAUAUUUUAUUCUGUAUAUGAUGUGAAAGCCUUUGUUCCUUGGUUUGCAUGCAUUUUAAAAAGCACAGCAAGAGAUAUUUAUGAACACAGUGUUGUUUUGUUAAAUAAAUUAUUUUAAUAAAGAUUUUAUGCCAGAA
Anolis carolinensis (green anole) is the source of this 30075-nucleotide messenger RNA. It is a transcript of the gene obscn, whose product is annotated as obscurin, cytoskeletal calmodulin and titin-interacting RhoGEF. The record is from RefSeq and is a predicted model, not a curated record. Gene Ontology annotation, molecular function: ATP binding; protein kinase activity; guanyl-nucleotide exchange factor activity. NCBI's taxonomy places the organism in Eukaryota, Metazoa, Chordata, Lepidosauria, Squamata, Anolidae. Gene Ontology annotation, biological process: protein phosphorylation. The transcript has 112 exons. The coding region runs from base 256 to 27639 and encodes 9127 amino acids.